AUGUGUUUUUAUGUUAUCACCUAUACCGAUUGGCAGUGCGGCUACCGUCAGCACACUGGACGACACCGCGUAGAGUGUGCCCGUCCUAACUGCCGCAUGAGCAACCGCCACCCCAUCAACGACCACAACUGCGAGGGCGUGUGCAUCUCCGCAGUUCAACAGGAGGAACAGCACCUGAUCAUGGAAGAGAACAGGGACGUCUGUUCCGAGUGCCGCCAAGCAGGGCGAGGGGAGGGAGAACACCCCCGAACGGAGGGUGCGAACGGCGUAAACGGACACAGCGGCGCGAUACAGUACCGGCGCAUCAUCACCUAA
Messenger RNA from Trametes versicolor FP-101664 SS1, 315 nucleotides. RefSeq lists its product as uncharacterized. The transcript has 3 exons. The coding region runs from base 1 to 315 and encodes 104 amino acids. NCBI's taxonomy places the organism in Eukaryota, Fungi, Basidiomycota, Agaricomycetes, Polyporales, Polyporaceae. The record is from RefSeq and is a predicted model, not a curated record.